This is a messenger RNA of Grammomys surdaster, 6120 nucleotides long. It is a transcript of the gene Mapk8ip3, whose product is annotated as mitogen-activated protein kinase 8 interacting protein 3. The transcript is spliced from 27 exons. Gene Ontology annotation, cellular component: cytoplasm. Gene Ontology annotation, biological process: vesicle-mediated transport. Gene Ontology annotation, molecular function: kinesin binding; signaling receptor complex adaptor activity; MAP kinase scaffold activity. NCBI's taxonomy places the organism in Eukaryota, Metazoa, Chordata, Mammalia, Rodentia, Muridae. The record is from RefSeq and is a predicted model, not a curated record. The coding region runs from base 1404 to 4655 and encodes 1083 amino acids.
UGUAGGAUAACAGAGCGGGGCACUGGGGGAGGCACAGCCAGAGGGCAAAUGCCCCCAUUUUUACCAAAGUGUCACGAUAGGCAACAGAACGUGGAUACUGUAAAAGGAGGUAUGGAAAUGAGUGGGACUCAUACCUCUGGCUUCUUCCUGGCCUGCUUGGAAUUUCUUUUUUGUCCUUUACUGGGUGGCGGCAGCAUUCAUCUACAUCUGGAAGGCACCUGGAUGACUCUGAAGAGAGGCAAAUACAAGUCUUUUGAGAGCUACCUCUCAAAGGCUCCAUGUGAACCAUGCUUGCCUCUUUGGCACUCACAAGGAUAUGAAGAAAAAAAUGUUCCUCCCUUGUCAUACUGGGCAGAAGCUGGAUCCAAAUACAGAGCUACAGUUUUGUUACAGCGCCAUUUCCAAGAUGGCUGUACUGCAUGCCAGUGUAAAGGUUCUUGCCUCUGCAUUGCUGGCUAGGACUGAAUUGUGUCUGGCUAUGGACCAUCGUGGCCACUAUAGGAUACAGAGCAGCAUCCUUGAGCUGCACUCACUUGAUGCCAAGAACACCAUCGAAUGCUGACAAGAGAGCUGUCCUUUGCCGAGCGUCCCCUGCACAGUUGUUUAUUUAGAACUAAAGCAGCUUGGUAGAUAAAGCCAGAACCUUGUCCUUUGAAGACGUGACUGUGUCCAGUACUGAGAGACUUAUGCUAGGGCCUGACAGUGAUCCAGUGAGUUGAGCAAAGGCAUCCACAGAGCCAGCUCUGAUCUCUGAGACCCAGAUGCACACUAUUGAGUUCAUAUCUCUGCAUUUACCCAGCUCUGUACAGAGCCAUGUACUUUUUCCUCACUACACCCUGGUGAACAGCCUCACCAACAGAACAUUCUUCUGAAGGCAUGCCCUCUUUCUGGAGCAAAACUCUUGAACUCAGGACAGUGCAUAUCUGAGAUGUUUAGUCAAUUCCUUGGCCUUCACAACAGACAAGCAGUGGGAUCUGAAGGGCAGCUGUUGCCUGGGAUAGCCAGGCCACCUACUCAGAGUCACAUGUCAUACAUUUGUCAAUAUUAAUUAAUAGAGGAAUGUUUGGGGACAGUUUUUAUUGAGAGUAUCUAAUAGUUUUAUCAGGAAAGAGCACAAGAAUAAAAUGUGUGCUUCUUGUUUUGUACCCUUCAGUUGAGUGCCUUUUUUCCCCUCACAAGAUUUAUAAGGUUAGCAGCUGGCUUCUCUAAGAGCCUGAAUUUCCUCCAGAACAGUUCCCAUUUUAUUAAAGCAGAAUUUGCAUUGCUGUUCAGGGCUAAACUUUGGUUCAGCUGAUGUGUGACAGAAGCAUUCAGGACCUCCUGAGGAGGUCCCAGCCAUAGAGUCAAACACUGUCCCUCUCUACCACUGUCCUCAGCCAGGGCUGUGCAUCUGUGACCUAGAAAUGUGUCCAAAUGAUGAGAUGUCUGAGUCAGGCCAGUCCUCAGCAGCUGCAACACCCAGUACUACAGGUACCAAGUCCAACACACCCACAUCUUCCGUGCCCUCAGCAGCGGUCACGCCACUCAAUGAGAGCCUACAGCCCCUGGGGGACUAUGGCAGUGUCACAAAGAACAACAAGCGGGCCCGAGAAAAGCGCAACAGCCGUAACAUGGAGGUCCAGGUCACCCAAGAGAUGCGGAACGUCAGUAUCGGUAUGGGCAGCAGUGAUGAGUGGUCUGAUGUUCAGGACAUUAUCGACUCUACCCCAGAGCUGGAUGUGUGUCCAGAAACCCGUCUAGACCGCACAGGAAGCAGCCCAACCCAGGGAAUCGUAAACAAAGCUUUUGGAAUCAACACUGACUCCUUGUAUCAUGAACUAUCUACAGCAGGGUCUGAGGUCAUCGGGGAUGUGGACGAGGGAGCUGACCUCCUAGGGGAGUUCUCAGGAAUGGGCAAAGAAGUGGGGAACCUGCUACUGGAGAACUCACAGCUUCUAGAGACAAAAAAUGCUUUGAAUGUGGUGAAGAAUGACCUCAUUGCAAAGGUUGACCAACUGUCAGGAGAACAGGAGGUGCUGAAGGGUGAACUGGAAGCAGCCAAGCAAGCCAAAGUCAAGCUGGAGAACCGAAUCAAAGAGCUUGAAGAAGAACUGAAAAGAGUCAAGUCAGAGGCAGUAACCGCCCGCCGUGAGCCCAGAGAAGAGGUGGAGGAUGUAAGCAGCUAUCUCUGUACAGAAUUGGACAAAAUCCCCAUGGCCCAGCGCCGACGCUUCACAAGGGUGGAGAUGGCCCGAGUGCUCAUGGAACGUAACCAGUACAAGGAGCGCCUCAUGGAGCUGCAGGAGGCCGUGAGGUGGACUGAAAUGAUCAGAGCAUCAAGGGAGCACCCGUCGGUCCAGGAAAAGAAGAAGUCUACCAUCUGGCAGUUCUUUAGCCGCCUCUUCAGCUCCUCAUCCAGUCCCCCUCCAGCCAAGCGGUCCUACCCAUCGGUGAACAUUCACUACAAGUCACCCACUGCAGCUGGCUUUAGCCAGCGCCGCAGCCAUGCUAUGUGCCAGAUCUCAGCCGGCAGCCGACCCCUGGAAUUCUUCCCUGAUGAUGACUGCACCUCUUCUGCCCGGCGGGAGCAGAAGCGGGAGCAGUACCGCCAGGUUCGUGAACAUGUGCGCAAUGAUGACGGGAGACUGCAGGCCUGUGGGUGGAGCCUGCCUGCCAAGUACAAGCAGCUGAGCCCCAAUGGAGGCCAGGAAGACACCCGAAUGAAAAAUGUGCCUGUCCCUGUGUACUGUCGCCCUCUGGUGGAGAAGGACCCCUCAACAAAGCUGUGGUGUGCUGCUGGUGUCAACCUGAGUGGGUGGAAACCAAAUGAAGAGGACUCUAGCAAUGGACCCAAGCCUGCACCAGGUCGCGACCCUCUGACCUGCGACCGGGAAGGAGAAGGUGAACCCAAGAGUACCCACCCAUCACCUGAGAAGAAGAAGGUAAAGGAGGCCCCUGAGGCGGAUGCUACUUCCAGUCGGGUAUGGAUCCUCACCAGCACCCUGACCACCAGCAAGGUGGUGAUCAUUGAUGCCAACCAACCAGGCACAGUUGUGGAUCAGUUCACAGUCUGCAAUGCCCACGUCCUGUGUAUCUCCAGCAUUCCUGCUGCCAGCGACAGUGACUAUCCCCCUGGGGAGAUGUUCCUAGACAGUGAUAUGAACCCUGAAGACUCAGGAGCUGAUGGUGUGCUGGCUGGCAUCACCCUGGUGGGGUGUGCUACCCGCUGCAAUGUCCCACGAAGCAACUGUUCCUCCCGAGGAGACACCCCAGUACUGGACAAGGGGCAGGGGGAUGUGGCAGCCACUUCCAAUGGGAAGGUCAACCCAUCCCAAUCCACAGAAGAAGCCACAGAAGCCACAGAGGUCCCAGAACCUGGUCCCAGCGAGUCAGAAGCAACAACAGUCCGGCCUGGGCCCCUCACAGAGCAUGUCUUUACUGACCCAGCACCCACCCCAUCCUCUAGCACCCAGCCUGCCAGUGAAAAUGGGUCAGAGUCUGAUGGCAGCAUUGUACAGCCUCAGGUGGAGCCCAGUGGGGAGCCCUCAGCAACUACCAGUAGUGCUGCACCUACCAUGUGGCUAGGAGCCCAGAAUGGCUGGCUCUACGUGCAUUCAGCGGUAGCCAACUGGAAGAAGUGUCUCCACUCCAUCAAGCUAAAAGACUCUGUGCUGAGCCUGGUGCAUGUCAAAGGCCGAGUGCUGGUAGCUCUUGCAGACGGGACCCUGGCUAUUUUCCAUCGUGGAGAGGAUGGCCAGUGGGACCUGAGCAACUACCACCUAAUGGACCUGGGCCACCCACACCACUCCAUCCGCUGCAUGGCUGUUGUGGAUGACCGAGUUUGGUGUGGCUACAAGAACAAGGUGCAUGUCAUCCAGCCCAAGACAAUGCAGAUUGAGAAAUCAUUCGAUGCCCACCCAAGGCGGGAAAGCCAAGUACGGCAGCUGGCCUGGAUCGGGGAUGGAGUGUGGGUCUCUAUUCGCUUGGAUUCUACCCUUCGGCUCUACCAUGCCCACACCCACCAGCACCUGCAGGAUGUGGACAUUGAGCCCUAUGUUAGCAAGAUGCUGGGUACCGGCAAGCUGGGCUUCUCCUUCGUGCGCAUCACAGCCCUACUCAUUGCAGGCAACCGCCUGUGGGUGGGCACUGGCAAUGGGGUUGUCAUCUCCAUCCCCUUAACUGAGACUGUGGUCCUGCAUCGAGGCCAGCUCUUAGGGCUCCGAGCCAACAAGACAUCGCCAACGUCUGGGGAGGGAACCCGCCCAGGGGGGGUCAUCCAUGUGUAUGGGGAUGACAGCAGUGACAAGGCUGCCAGUAGUUUCAUCCCCUACUGCUCCAUGGCUCAAGCUCAGCUCUGCUUCCACGGGCACCGUGAUGCUGUUAAAUUCUUUGUCUCUGUGCCAGGAAAUGUGCUGGCCACUCUCAAUGGCAGUGUGCUAGACAGCCCCUCAGAGGGCCCUGGGCCUGCUGCACCCACUGCAGAUGCCGAGGGCCAGAAGUUGAAGAAUGCACUGGUGCUGAGUGGUGGUGAAGGUUACAUUGACUUCCGCAUUGGAGAUGGAGAGGAUGAUGAAACUGAAGAAGGUGCCGGGGAUGUGAACCAGACAAAGCCCUCGUUGUCCAAGGCUGAGCGCAGCCACAUCAUCGUGUGGCAGGUGUCCUACACCCCUGAGUGAGACCCUGUCCUGCCUGAUGCCAACUGUACAUAGGACCCUACCUGCCUGUCCCCCUGCCUGUUCCCUGGGGCAGCCAGGUUCGUCCAUCCCCUUUUAACCUCUCAACUUGCAGCUUUUGCCUGAGGUCCAGCCCCCAGCUGUUAGAGAGGGGUGAAGCAGGGUUUGGGGAGUGAGGCAGGAACAGAUGUCUUUCCCAUCAGGGAGGAGAGAGCCUCUGAGACACUCUCUCCAGUAGCCACUGGCCUUGGCCCAACACCCAGCCCAGUGUGAAGUCCCAGGGGACCCUCAGGGCAAGGCAGGACCAAAAUGGCUAUAGGAAGCCCCUACAGGUGGCCCUGGCUCCACUCCAUCCUCACCAGUCCUGGCAGGAGCAAGAGCCUCAUACCGCCAGUCUUCUCCAAGUCUACUUGCUUUGCAUGCAGCCCUGAGGAAGGGAUUCUUGAUUUCCAACCCUUUGCUCUCUCUGAGGGACCCAGGCCUAGCCACCAUCCUCUGCCCAGAAGCAAUGUUAGGGCUGCCCUGAUUCCUGGGCCCCAGCCAGCCUUCUCUGGGCUUUCCCCAUCUCCACACUUACAUUCCCUUGGCCCCCACCCUGGGUCUUAACCUAGGAACCUGGCAUGAACGCUCAGGGCCAGCCUCCCUAGGGCAGCGGCUUCAAAAGAUGACAAAUAUCCAGUAACCCAGGGGAGCCCAAGAUUGUCUACCCCUCACAGACCAGUGUCCCCUAGGCUCUUCCUGGGCACAAGAUUCACCUUAGAGGAGCAAGACCCUAGUGCCCUGCCCCUCCCAGAAGCCCCAAGGGUAGAAUUUCUCAGGCUGCCAGGGCAGGCACAGGCCUCAGGAAGAAGGGUGGCCCUGGUCUCCCCAGAGUCAGUCCUAGGAUGCAGGCUUAGCCUCAGGUUAAUGGAGGAUGGUGUGCUCCAAAGGCCUGCCUCCUGCACAGGGCUCCAAGGGAGCCUAGCUCCCGGACACGUACUAAGUGCCUAGGGCUGCGGGCUGUGGCCUGCUCCCUUGGAGAGCAACUGACAAGAGGCUUCCAGGCAGAGGCCAGAAGAGCUGAGGACCGGCCAGGAGGGGCACAACUCUAAGCAAGUGUGUGGAAGCGGGUUCUGCCCUGGCCCUGGCCUUACUCUUCAGGGCACUGAGGAGAGUCAGUUGGCCUCCACUGCACUCUUCCCACCAGAGAAGCACAGAUCGGGGCACUGCCCCUGAGCCUAUCUGGCCACAACAAGCUGCAGCCAUGUACCGCUGCAGGCUUCUCCCCACCACCCUGCCACCUCUCCACUGUGAUGUAUGUCCCUUGUCCGUUCCCACAGGAGUGUGAAGUGACUGGGGUUAGCUGGGUGGGUGCAACUGGAGGGAGGGGCCAGUGCAACUCUCCUCAGGCUUUGGCCUUGCAAGUGAACUCACAUAUCUGCUCUGUAUGUAAUAAAUGUCUUAACACUACUUUUGUCUUGAAACUGCA